AUGCCGAACUUCCAAGAAAUGUCCGGAAUGGCACAGACAAAGGCGAAGAAAGUGAAAAACAACGAUGAAAAGGCUGAAGUAAAAAAGAAUGAUGAAAAGGCUGAAGCAAAAAAGAAUAAUGAAAAGGCUGAAGUAAAAAAGAAUACUGAAAAGGCUGAAGCAAACUCACUUUCAAAAGCGAAAACAACCACAGAAACGAACAAUGAUGUGAAAUCCGUCGAGAAAACAUCUUCAUCUAAACUUAAACGAGAAGAUAGCAAAAAAGAGAAUAAAGUGAGAGAGGUAAAGGACGAAGAUGAUUUCGAAGCGAGAUUAAAGACAGUUGGGGAAGUACUUACAGUCGUGGACUUCUACGCUACGUGGUGUAACCCUUGCAGGAUGGUGAGUCAGAGAUUCAACAGCAUGGCUGAGGAAUUCAAAGAUGUCAAGUUCCUCAAGGUGAAUAUAGAGGAAAAUGAAACACUGGCUGCAAAGUACGACGUCAAGACGUUACCUACCUUCGUGUUUAUCAAACAGGGCAAAGUUGUGGAGACAAUCGUGGGGUCUAACAUGUCUCGGGUGGAGGACACGGUGAAGAAACUUAGAGGAGAAUGA
Messenger RNA from Macrosteles quadrilineatus (aster leafhopper), 594 nucleotides. Its product is annotated as thioredoxin-like. The record is from RefSeq and is a predicted model, not a curated record. Bases 1 to 594 code for a protein of 197 amino acids. Lineage: Eukaryota; Metazoa; Arthropoda; Insecta; Hemiptera; Cicadellidae. The transcript has a single exon.